AUGAAGGGUAAAGAGCCACAGUAUAGCCAUGGAGGUAAUACCUCCACCGGGCUCGUCAAUGAACGAUCGCCUCUUCUCUCGCACGACCGCGCAAAGCCUCAACCUUCGCAACAGCCCAACGAUGCCGAGAGUGCAUCGCUCAAAGAUGAGCCCUCAACUAGAUAUCUCGUCGCUGUUUUUGGCAGUGUCUUUAUCGGCGUUUUCCUCGCUGCCCUCGACACCACCAUCGUCGCUACUCUCUCCGUCCCCAUCUCCAACACCUUCGGAUCACUGACCCUCGUCUCCUGGCUUGGAUCAUCCUACCUCGUCGCCAACGCAGCUUGCCAGCCUCUCUCCGGUCGUCUAACAGAUAUCUUCUCCCGUCGCUCUGGCCUCGUCGUCUGCAACAUUCUCUUUGGACUUGGAACUUUUCUAUGUGGAGUUGCGAGUUCGAAAUGGAUGCUUCUCACUGGACGAGUCGUGGCGGGCAUGGGUGGCGGGGGUCUGAAUGCCAUAACGGCUUUUGUGGCUAGUGAUCUCGUUCCUUUGAGGAGACGGGGCAUUAUACAAGGCUUCGUACAUAUUUGCUAUGGCGUUGGAGCUGGUCUUGGCGGGUUGUUUGGAGGCUGGAUCAAUGAUCUCUGGGGUUGGAGGACAGCUUUCCUGAGCCGCGUCCCACUGAUUGCCAUUUCCACGAUUCUCGUCUCUAUUACCCUACGCAACACUCCCAGCAAACACAGUGAUAAGUCGAGAUUGUCGAGGGUUGACUUCUCGGGUGCUUUCACUCUCUCUUUGACCCUUGUUCUUUUACUGUUAGGCCUCAACUCUGGUGGGAAUCUCGUUGCCUGGACUCAUCCACUUGUCUUGGUUUCCCUGUCACUUUCAGUGGCAGCCGCCACGGUUUUUGUUCUUGUCGAGUCCAGAUGGGCCACAGAGCCCAUCAUCCCCAUGCACUUAUUACUUGAUCAGACAGUACUCGCGGCAUGUCUCAUGAACUGUCUUGUGACUAUGAUCCUAUUCAUGGCUACAUACUAUGUCCCGGUCUUCUUUCAGGUCAACGGGUACUCCACGACAGCUGCCGGCCUUCGUCUCUUGCCUCAAAGUGUAGGCACCGCUCUAAGUUCUCUCACAUGUGGAUUUGUCAUGAAACGUACAGGGAGAUACAGGACUUUGGGCAUGGCCGUCAUAGCCUGUUCUGCUUUGGGCUUCGUUGGCCUGAGCACUAUGACGAUCCAAACACCAAAUCCUCUCGUCUUGACUUAUGUCUUUCUGGUAGGAGUGGGAUACGGUGGCAUGCUGUCCGUUUCACUGCUCGCAACGGUCGCGGCUGUGUCGCAUGAUGAUCAAGCUGUCGCAACCUCUGCUAACUAUGCAUUCCGGUCCAUGGGUUCCACGAUUGGUGUUACGGUUGCGUCGGUAGUGUAUCAAAACUCGCUACAGCAUAGCUUACAUCAACGCUUCGACAGCAAGGAAGGAUCUUCUAAGAUAAUAAAGCGCAUUCUUGACUCUUUAGACGGGUUGAAGCGGCUCCCCAGUGGGUGGAGUGACGGCGUUUACAAGGCAUACGAAAUUUCAUUGCGUGGAGUCUUUUUGACUGGACUUGGCGUAGCCAUCUUGGGGCUGAUCGCAGCAAGCUUCAUCAAGGAGCACCGGCUCCAUCAGACGAUCUCUCGUGCAGAUAACGAUUGA
Molecule: messenger RNA, 1668 nt
Organism: Fusarium musae
Lineage: Eukaryota; Fungi; Ascomycota; Sordariomycetes; Hypocreales; Nectriaceae
Exons: 1
Coding region: 1-1668 (555 amino acids)
Biological process (GO): transmembrane transport; basic amino acid transport
Cellular component (GO): fungal-type vacuole membrane
Molecular function (GO): basic amino acid transmembrane transporter activity
Source: RefSeq, a predicted model, not a curated record